This is a messenger RNA of Aaosphaeria arxii CBS 175.79, 234 nucleotides long. RefSeq lists its product as uncharacterized. The transcript is spliced from 2 exons. NCBI's taxonomy places the organism in Eukaryota, Fungi, Ascomycota, Dothideomycetes, Pleosporales. The record is from RefSeq and is a predicted model, not a curated record. The coding region runs from base 1 to 234 and encodes 77 amino acids.
AUGGCUGGGCUCGACGAGAUGCAUCGUGCUGCCGUGUCAGCUAUUGUUCCCGGCUGCACCAGCGCCAGAGCCCAGCGCCAGCGGGCAGCACCAUUUCACCCUCCAGAGCAAGCGAGCAAGACAAGACAAGGCAAGGCAAGGUGCAUCGUGGUCCCUAAACACUCCCACCAGGAACAACCUCCUUCAUUCAAUUCAAAAAAGGUUGCCGACCACGCCAUUCCCCUUGAAGCCUAA